AUGUUGAUAUUUGGAGGACUCCAAGCAGCAUAUGCAAGGGAUAAGAAAACAGAACCAGGCCUCCCCGGACUUCCGAGUUUGGAGAAACGUUUCUUUGAUUUCGACUUGCGCAUCGAGAGGAAAUUGGUACAAAUGGAAAACACCUUUUUAGAGAAGUUGAAUUCUCUGGAGACAUUCUAUAAGAGGAAAUUGGCUAAAAUAGAGAAUAAACUUUCUGAAAGUGAAAAGUUGCAAGCAUCUACGGAAAUGUUCUAUAGCAAAAAGUUGGUUGAGGUAAAGAAUAGCUGUGACAGCAUUGAAGAAAAACUUCAUUUAUCACAGAAAAUGAACGACAUCAUAUUAAACAAAGUUGAGAAAAGACUAAACAAUAUAGAAGAAAGACUGAUCGAGGCCGUACACUCAAAUGAAAACAAGAUAAAUGAAUUGGAAAGAAAUGUCUACCGUACACAAGAAAAACAUAACUCUGAUUUUAAACUCUUUGAAAAACAGCUCACUGCAAUAUAUCAAAAACAAUAUGAUCAUGUGGGAAGAAAAACAAUUGCAAAAGCUGAAAAUACUGAACUGAAAUAUGACAAAGUGAUUCCAAACAGCGGCGAAGUAAAUGAAGAAAAUGUCUCAACACAAAGAACCGUUGGAUAUGCCAUAAACGAAAGUGAUACCGAAGUUUACCGAAAUGUCAAAGAUAGAAAAUCAGAUGACACAGUGUAUCCGUCCUUGAAACGUCGCCUAACACCUUCUGGAAUCAGUCGUAUUGCAUUUACAGCUUAUUUAUCCAAUACUGUCACAGAACUAGGUAAACAGCAUCCUAUACCAUUCGAUCAAGUCAUGCUCAACGAAGGACAUGCAUAUGACACAGUGUUGCAUGCCUUCAUUUGUCCAGUAAAUGGCAUAUACAUGUUCUAG
Molecule: messenger RNA, 903 nt
Organism: Mercenaria mercenaria
Lineage: Eukaryota; Metazoa; Mollusca; Bivalvia; Venerida; Veneridae
Exons: 2
Coding region: 1-903 (300 amino acids)
Molecular function (GO): protein binding
Source: RefSeq, a predicted model, not a curated record